Molecule: messenger RNA, 528 nt
Organism: Ilex paraguariensis (yerba mate)
Lineage: Eukaryota; Viridiplantae; Streptophyta; Magnoliopsida; Aquifoliales; Aquifoliaceae
Source: the annotation of a GenBank genome assembly
AUGCUGAAAAGGCGGGUGGGAGGGACCAUUGUGAUUUACUUUGAUGAAGGUCGGAAGUUUGACAAGGAUAUCACUGUUGGCCUUAUUAGCAGUGAAUUGCUGAACCUUGCGGAGUAUAAUGUUCACAUGGCAAAGCUUCUUGAUGUGGGAAGGAAUAAAGCGGCUAGUGAAUUUUCCAUAUCCCUCAUACAAUCCUUGGUGAUUAACGAUUCUAGGGCCAUAUCGAAACUUCAUAAUCUUGUUGAUGCACUGGCAAAGCUUGCGCCAGGACCUGGUUCUCCUGAGUCAUUACAACAGCUGGUUGAGAUUGCCAGGAACCCUACUGCUAGUGCCGCUGCUUUGUCUGGCAUAACUGUUGGCAAGGAGGAUACUAAUGCUCAAUCUAGAAAUGAGAAGGCAACUGGACAGUCUCUAGCAGGUUGGGAAGACUACGAUAUUGCAGAUUUGUUUGAACCAGAUCCUGCUGGUUUUGAGCAGCUUGUGAACUUCGUGGCACAAAUGAUGCAGCUUGUGACCACUAUCUCUUAA